Molecule: messenger RNA, 2099 nt
Organism: Acanthopagrus latus (yellowfin seabream)
Lineage: Eukaryota; Metazoa; Chordata; Actinopteri; Spariformes; Sparidae
Gene: cyp26a1
Product: cytochrome P450 26A1
Exons: 7
Coding region: 119-1585 (488 amino acids)
Biological process (GO): sterol metabolic process
Molecular function (GO): oxidoreductase activity, acting on paired donors, with incorporation or reduction of molecular oxygen; iron ion binding; heme binding
Source: RefSeq, a predicted model, not a curated record
ACCGGCUGCCCGCAGCCCUGGCAGCCUAUAAAAGAAGCGGAGGAGCAGCCAGGAGUGUCCGACGCUGACACAGCUUCACCUGAGUAGCACGACCUCUCUGACAAAGCGCAACAGCAGCAUGGCUCUGAGCACACUGCUGGCCACCUUCCUCUGCACCAUCGUGCUCCCCGUCCUGCUUUUUCUGGUGGCGUUGAAGUUGUGGGAGGUUUACAUGAUCCGAGGCAGAGACCCGAGCUGUCCCAGCCCGCUGCCACCCGGGUCCAUGGGGUUACCCUUCAUCGGAGAGACGCUGCAGCUCAUCCUCCAGAGGAGAAAGUUCCUGCGGAUGAAGCGCCAGAAGUACGGCUACAUCUACCGCACACACCUCUUCGGGAACCCCACGGUGCGCGUCACCGGAGCGGAUAAUGUCCGGCAGAUCCUACUGGGAGAGCACCGGCUCGUGUCCGCGCAGUGGCCCGCAUCUGUGCGCACCAUCCUGGGCUCGGACACGCUGUCCAAUGUGCACGGAGCCCAACACAAGACCAAGAAAAAGGCCAUCAUGCGGGCCUUUUCCAAGGAGGCUCUGGAGCUUUACAUCCCUGUCAUCCAGGAGGAGGUGCAGGCUGCAGUGAAGGAGUGGCUGGCCAAGGACUCCUGCGUGCUGGUCUAUCUGGAGAUGAAGAGGCUGAUGUUCCGCAUAGCCAUGAGGAUCCUCCUGGGCUUCGAGCCAGAACAGAUAAAGACUGACGAGCAGCAGCUGGUGGAGGCUUUUGAAGAAAUGAUCAAGAAUCUGUUCUCACUGCCCAUCGAUGUGCCUUUCAGCGGGCUGUACAGGGGUCUGAAGGCGAGAAACUUCAUCCACUCAAAGAUAGAGGAGAACAUCAAGAAGAAGGUGCAAGAGUCAGACAAGGAAACAAAACACAGAGACGCUCUGCAGCAGCUCAUCGACAGCAGCAAGAAGAAUGGGGAACCCUUCAGCAUGCAGGCCAUUAAAGAGUCUGCUACAGAGCUGCUGUUCGGGGGCCAUGAAACCACGGCCAGCACAGCCACCUCUCUGUUGAUGUUCCUGGGCCUCAACCCUGACACUGUCGACAGACUGAGGCAGGAACUGAUGGACAAGGAGGAGCAGGGGAUGGACCUCCAGAGUCUAAACAUCGAGUCCUUGGAGCAGUUGAAAUACACAGGCUGUGUAAUUAAAGAGACUUUGAGGAUCAACCCUCCUGUCCCAGGAGGCUUCAGAGUGGCUCUCAAGACCUUUGAGCUCAACGGUUACCAAAUUCCCAAAGGCUGGAACGUCAUCUACAGCAUCUGUGACACCCACGAUGUGGCAGAGAUCUUUCCCAACAAGGAAGACUUCCAGCCGGAGCGCUUCAUGAGCAAACCCUCCAGCGACUCCUCCAGGUUUCAGUACAUCCCGUUUGGAGGGGGCUCCCGGAUGUGUGUGGGGAAGGAGUUUGCUAAGGUCCUGUUGAAGAUCUUCCUGGUGGAAGUGGUCACAAAGUGUCACUGGAGUCUUUUAAAUGGCCCCCCCACCAUGAAAACAGGACCUACUGUCUAUCCUGUGGACAAUCUGCCAACCAAGUUUACCAGCUAUGUACAAAAUUAAACCGAUAUGCCAACAGGCUGGGUUUCCUUAAAUCAAUGUAGAGGUAUCAUCUGUGUUUGAUCUCUGAAUCCACAGGGAAGCUUCAGCUUAAUCAAGGUACUUGGGAAGUUGUGGGAAGCACUUGGGUGCUCUCAAGAAACAAAUCAAAGACUGCAUUUACACAUGAACUGAAAGUGUUUGUGAUUCUGAUCUUCUUGUCUCAAGUCCAUGUGGAUUUUGUGGCAUGACACAAACUGUACAUAUUGUAGAUGACUUAAACGUAUUUUACAUUUUAUAUUAUGAUGUUAAUACAUUGGACUGUACAUAUAUAUUUUUUUAAUAUGAGCAAACUAAACAAGAGGCACUAUACACAGACAUGGAACACUUUAAUCAGCUCAGAGGUGUAUCUAUAGGUUGAUGUACAUAUAUAAUGUAGAGUCUGUUUAUAUAACUUUGUGUCUUACCCAAAUUUAUUUAAGUGACUUAUGAUGUUUGGGCUUUUUAAUUUAAUAAAACUGUUUUGUGGAGAAUCUUG